Molecule: messenger RNA, 3021 nt
Organism: Closterium sp. NIES-67
Lineage: Eukaryota; Viridiplantae; Streptophyta; Zygnematophyceae; Desmidiales; Closteriaceae
Source: the annotation of a GenBank genome assembly
AACGAUGCUACCCAACUGGGACGAUACAGGAGAUAUCCCAGUGGAGACACUCGCACGAUUCGAGAAGGAUGUGAAGCGGACCGACACCGGGUUCCUGGCGAUAGCAACAGAGGUGGAGAAUGACGGAGAGAAAGCCUCGGAAACUUCAGAAAAAAUCAAGGAAUUACUGAAGGAGUUCCAAGACAUUCUUCCUGACGAUCUUCCGAACGAGCUACCGCCAUACCGAACGCAUCAACACGAGAUCGUGGAGGAACCGGGUUCGAAGCCGACCUUCCGAGCACCAUACCGGCUCAGCCCUACGGAGCUGACCGACAUGAAGAAGCAGAUCGAGUAUCUCCUAGCCAAAGGACUCAUCCGACCAUCUACUUCGCCAUACGGUGCCCCAGUACUCUUCACACCGAAACCGGACGGAAGCCUGCGCAUGUGCAUCGACUACCGAGCUCUUAACAAGCAGACCAUCAAGAAUAAAUAUCCGAUACCGCGAAUCGAUGACCUGCUUGACCAGCUUCGGGGAGCUACGGUAUUUUCCAAACUGGAUCUGCGGUCCGGAUACUGGCAGAUACGGAUGGCGGACAACUCUAUCCACAAAACUGCUUUUCGAACUCGGUACGGAUCGUACGAGUAUUUGGUCAUGCCGUUCGGACUCACCAACGCGCCGGCAACGUUCCAAGCCGAAAUGAACCACAUUCUACGACCACUUCUGGACGAAUGCGUGGUGGUGUACCUGGACGACAUACUCAUCUACUCGCGCGACAUGAAGCAGCACGUCGAACACCUGCGACGCGUCUUCGAAAUUCUUCGACGAGAACGAUUCUACGUCAAACUGUCCAAGAGCGAAUUCGCCCUGGAGAAAGUCCAAUUUCUAGGACACUUGGUGAGCGCUCAAGGAGUUCACGUCGACCCCAAGAAAGUCGAAGCCGUACGUACGUGGAAGACACCCGAGAAUGUGAAGGAGUUGCAGCAGUUCCUAGGCUUCGCUAAUUACUACAACAGGUUCGUGCCACAGUAUGCGAAACUCGCGACACCACUCACGAAUCUGCUGAAGAAGAACACGCCCUACAAAUGGGAGACGAAGCACCAGGAAGCCGUGGAGCAGCUGAAACAAGCACUAACGUCCGCACCGGUGCUCAUCUUGCCAGAUCCCGAAUGUGACUACGUCAUUGAAGCAGACGCCAGUGAUCAGGCCGUGGGUGCAGUCUUGAUGCAAGACCAGGGGAAUGGACUGCAACCAAUUGCCUACCUCAGCAAGAAACUGCACGGGGCAGAACUCAACUACCCGAUACACGACAAAGAGGCUCUUGCUAUCAUCAUCGCCUUCAAAGCGUGGAGAUGCUAUCUCGAAGGACGAAGAACGACCGUCUACACCGACCACUGCAGCCUGAAAUAUUUGAAGACACAACCCAACCUUUCCAGGCGGCAGGUCCGGUGGAUCGACUUCCUCGAGACACACUUCCACUACGACAUCGUGUACAAGCCCGGCCACAAGAACAAAGCAGACGCUCUCAGCCGGCCUGCACACGUUGCCGCGAUUCAGGUCGAAGGGAUGAAUCCACUACUCAAGGGACUCUUCACCCACGGGUACGCCAUCGACCCCGAAAUUUCCUUGGCAGAAAAGCGACAUCUGCUACAGUGGGACAGUGACAUCGCGUACCGGAAAGGAUCAACAAAAAUCUGGGUACCCAAUUACCCUCCUUUGCGCCAGUUACUACUCGAAGAAUACCACGACGUCCUGUACGUCGGACACUUCGGUAGCAACAAGACGCUCACCGGUAUCGCCAAACACUACUACUGGCCCCAUAUGGCAGACGACGUCCAGAAAUUCGUCACCUCGUGUGAUACAUGUCAGCGGAUGAAGAGCAGCAAGCAGAAAAAGGCGGGACUACUGCAGCCUCUUCCUGUCCCAGAACAACCAUGGCAAGUGGUUAGCCUGGACUUCAUUACCGGGUUACCACCUACCUCCAGCGGUCAUGACGCCAUCCUUGUCGUCAUUGACAAGUUCUCCAAAAUGGGACACUUCAUCCCGACACACACGACGGCACGCACCGAGGAGACAGCACAGCUCUUCGUUCGUCACAUCAUCUCACAGCAUGGCAUCCCAACUACACUCAUCUCCGACCGAGACCCCAAGUUCACUAGCAAGUUCUGGAAGGAACUUAUGUCUCUGCUCGGCACCAAACUCGCCAUGUCAUCCGCAUACCAUCCGCAGACAGACGGACAGACCGAGCGCCUCAACCAAAUUGUUGAGCAACUCCUCCGAGCAGCUUGCAAGGACGACAUCUCCAAAUGGGACUUGCACCUGCCCGUACUCGAGUUUGCUUACAACAAUGCCACACAUGCCGCUACUGGACAGACGCCGUUCUUCCUCUGCUACGGACGCCACCCACUCACACCACAAAAACCGACAGCAUCACCUACAGUCCAACCCGCACAUGAUUUCAUUACAACCAUGCAUCAACUUUGGGAUCGGACCCAUAAGCGCCUCCUUGACAUUCAACAGCAACAGAAGCGCCAGGCCGAUCGCCAUCGCAACGACCACACCAUUUCCGUGGGAGACCAGGUGCUCCUCGACACCCGCAACCUGGACAUCAGCCAUCUCCCAUCUAAACUUCGACCUCGCUUCUGCGGGCCUUUCCUCGUUGAAGCACAGGUCACCCCUGUUACCUUCCGCUUACGCCUGCGAGCUACCUGGAAGAUUCACAACGCCUUCCACGUCCAACUUCUGAAGCCCUAUCGGGACCCGAACACAAUUUUCGUCGGACGCCAACCGCCGCCGCCACCGCCCGUCCUCGUCCAGAAUGAACCCGAGUACGAGGUCGAGUCCGUGCUCGCACACCGCCGUCGUCGGAAUGGCACCGUGGAGCUUCUUAUCCGUUGGAAGGGUUAUGAUCCUUCUGAGGAUAGCUGGGUACCUGAGUCCGACAUGGGUAACGCCCGUCGUCCUCUGCAUGACUACCUUGUCAAGCAGGGUGUUACUUCUACCACCCAGCUUUGAGGGGGGAAGUGUGAGAGUACGACCCCGUU